Brassica oleracea var. oleracea is the source of this 1499-nucleotide messenger RNA. RefSeq lists its product as uncharacterized. Bases 84 to 1334 code for a protein of 416 amino acids. Gene Ontology annotation, cellular component: plasma membrane. Gene Ontology annotation, biological process: protein localization to plasma membrane; phosphatidylinositol phosphate biosynthetic process. The record is from RefSeq and is a predicted model, not a curated record. The transcript has a single exon. Lineage: Eukaryota; Viridiplantae; Streptophyta; Magnoliopsida; Brassicales; Brassicaceae.
UAAUUUAAUUAAAAUCCUCCCUUCAUUUUCGGUGUCGCUACAAUCCAGCGAAAACUCCCCUCUUGUCACAACGCAGACCCACGAUGGACUUCUCCGUCAAACCUAACGGCGGCUCACCAUCUCCGUCAUCUUCAACCACCCCUCACCGUUUCAAACCCUCCGCCGCAACUGCCUCCGACCGAGAUCCGAUGCAUUCGUGGUGGGAGUCAGUCUCCAAGCAGCGCUCUCGCAUCCUCUCCCUCUCAUCUCUCCUCUCCGGCGGCGACGAAGCUCCGAUCUCCUCGCUAGCGGAUUCCGAUCGCCCAGCGCUGUCGCUACUCUCCUCGCGCCCCGCUUACUCCUUGAUCUCGGCUUCUCUCCGCGAUCCAUCCUCCGGAUCCGGUUCCGACCCGCUCUGUCAGUGGCUUUACGAGACUUACCUCUCCUCCGAUCAACCGCUCCGCCUCGUCGUCCUCUCGUUCCUCCCUUUACUCGCCGGGACCUACCUAUCUCGAAUCCACUCGUCGGACUCCUCCUCCCUCCCUUCCCUCUCCGGAUUCGAGGCCGUCCUCCUCGCUAUCUACGCCGCCGAGGUGAAAUCACGCGCCGGGAAAGGCGUACUCGUGCACAUCCCCGAUCUCUCUCAGCCGUCUCUCUACCACACGCCGCGAAACGGCGUUGAUAGAUCGCGUGAUUCCAACCACGUGGCCUCCGUUGGAGUCCUGUCGCCGCAGCUGGAGCCUCAGGUGGCGGUGAAGUCGACGAAACGCGCCGGGAUCGUCGGCGUGGGGAUGCAGUGCUACUUCAAGGAGGUCUCUCAGAUGCCGGCUUGGUCUAAGCUCGAGCUGUGUAGCUUAGCUGGCGCUUGGGCGGGUCAAGAUUGCGAUUGCAAGGAGAAGAUCGAUGGAGAGGGAGAUAAAGUCUUGGCGUUGACUAAUGGAUUUGUUGAUUCUUCGUCUUCUUUAAAUGGAAGCAGUGAGAUCGAGGCGGAGGAGGAGGAGGAGGAACAGGUUAUUAGCUCUAAUGGCGUUGGAGUUGGAGGAGGAGGUGUGAGGAUUCCACUUCCGUGGGAGCUGCUUCAGCCGAUUCUACGGAUUCUUGGUCACUGCUUGCUUAGUCCGUUGAAUAGUGAAGAUGUUAAAGACGCAGCUUCCAAUGCAGUGAGGUCGUUGUACGCAAGAGCUUCUCAUGAUUUGAACCCGCAGGCGAUUCUGGCUACGAGGAGUUUAGUUAGCCUUGAUGCAAGCGCGCGGGCCGCUGCGAAGACUGCGUCUGCGGAGAGUGUUGGUGGGUCGUCGAAUGUUAACACUCCAAGCAAGUCGAAGAAACCAGAGAUUCUUCUGUCAUCUAAGUGAGUUUUCGUUUGGUUGGUUUGUGUAUUGGUUGAAUAUGAGACAAAUGUAGAAUCAUUGUUGUAUAAUCAUAUGCUUGAGCUUGUUUUCAUUACUUUUGAGGAUGGAUUUGGUUUUGAUUUGGGAAAAGUUUGUGCGUAAAUUGAGAAAAAUGCUGGUAAUGAACUA